AUGCGGUGGUAUUUAUUGGCGCUAGCUUGCGUCCUGGCGGUCUACGCCGAGGAAAAGAAGGAAAAAGACAAGGAUAUUGGUACUGUCAUUGGUAUUGACUUGGGUACCACAUAUUCAUGUGUUGGUGUUUACAAGAAUGGUAGAGUUGAGAUUAUAGCCAACGACCAGGGUAACCGUAUCACUCCUUCAUAUGUAGCCUUCACUGCUGAUGGUGAACGUCUUAUUGGAGAUGCCGCAAAGAACCAGCUCACUACAAAUCCUGAAAACACAGUAUUUGAUGCUAAGCGUCUUAUUGGUCGUGAAUGGACAGACUCCACUGUCCAACAUGAUGUCAAAUUCUUCCCCUUCAAGGUAGUUGAGAAGAACACCAAACCUCAUGUGGCUGUGAAAACUGCCCAAGGAGACAAGGUGUUUGCACCUGAAGAAAUCUCAGCUAUGGUGCUUACUAAGAUGAAGGAAACUGCUGAAGCUUAUCUUGGCAAGAAGGUUACCCACGCUGUCGUAACUGUACCCGCCUACUUCAACGACGCUCAACGUCAAGCUACUAAAGACGCUGGAGUAAUUGCUGGUCUUAACGUCAUGAGAAUAAUUAACGAGCCUACCGCUGCUGCAAUUGCUUACGGUCUCGACAAGAAAGACGGAGAAAAGAAUGUGCUUGUAUUUGAUUUAGGUGGUGGUACAUUUGAUGUCUCACUUCUGACCAUUGACAAUGGCGUGUUUGAAGUAGUUGCAACCAAUGGUGACACUCACUUGGGAGGUGAAGACUUUGACCAGAGAGUUAUGGAACACUUCAUCAAACUGUACAAAAAGAAGAAGGGCAAGGACAUCAGAAAAGAUAACCGUGCCGUACAGAAACUCCGUCGUGAAGUUGAAAAGGCAAAGAGAGCUCUGUCAUCCAGUCACCAAGUAAAGAUUGAAAUUGAAUCCUUCUUUGAAGGUGACGAUUUCUCCGAAACCUUAACUAGAGCUAAGUUUGAAGAAUUGAACAUGGACCUGUUCAGAUCUACAUUGAAACCAGUACAGAAGGUAUUAGAAGACGCCGACAUGAACAAGAAAGAUGUUGAUGAAAUCGUACUUGUUGGAGGUUCAACACGUAUUCCUAAAGUGCAACAACUGGUCAAGGAAUUCUUCAACGGCAAAGAGCCAUCCAGAGGCAUAAACCCUGAUGAAGCUGUCGCUUACGGUGCUGCCGUCCAAGCCGGAGUACUAAGUGGAGAACAGGAUACUGAUGCUAUCGUGCUUUUGGAUGUAAACCCUCUUACCAUGGGUAUCGAAACUGUCGGCGGCGUUAUGACCAAACUUAUCCCACGUAACACUGUCAUCCCCACCAAGAAGUCCCAGAUCUUCUCAACUGCCAGUGACAACCAGCACACCGUUACCAUCCAAGUUUACGAAGGUGAACGUCCAAUGACCAAGGACAACCAUUUGCUUGGAAAGUUCGAUUUAACUGGCAUUCCUCCCGCACCUAGAGGAAUUCCACAAAUCGAGGUCACCUUCGAAAUUGACGCAAACGGUAUCCUCCAAGUAUCCGCUGAAGAUAAGGGAACAGGAAACAGGGAAAAGAUUGUCAUUACAAAUGAUCAGAACAGACUAACACCAGAAGAUAUCGAGAGAAUGAUCAAGGAUGCAGAGAAAUUCGCAGAUGAUGACAAGAAACUAAAGGAACGUGUUGAAGCUAGAAAUGAAUUAGAAAGCUACGCUUACUCGAUCAAGAACCAACUCCAAGACAAGGAAAAAUUAGGCGCUAAAGUAAGUGAAGAUGAAAAGACCAAAAUGGAGGAAGCUAUUGAUGCAGCUAUCAAAUGGUUAGAAGACAACCAAGACGUCGAUGCUGAAGAGUACAAAAAGCAAAAGAAGACAGUCGAAGAUGUAGUCCAACCAAUCAUUGCCAAGUUAUACCAAGGUCAAGGUGGAGUACCACCUCCUGGCCCAGGCGAAGACGACGAGUUCAAGGACGAGUUGUAA
This is a messenger RNA of Pieris macdunnoughi, 1965 nucleotides long. The record is from the annotation of a GenBank genome assembly. Lineage: Eukaryota; Metazoa; Arthropoda; Insecta; Lepidoptera; Pieridae.